AUGUCAGGCCCGCUCAUGACAUCCGCCAUUGCCAUGUUCGGAGAAGCAUCAUCUUUUGCUUUCCUUAACACUUCGACGAAUACAACAGCGUCGUUCGCUUUAACACAAGCCUGCCAACACAAUCUCAUCCCCUUCUCCGCCUUUGAUGUGAAAUCCCACACGGAAGCAUGCGAAGCCGCCGGAAGCGACGAUUUUCGACUCUCGCUCGUCACAAAGAAAUUUUUGGAUAAAACCUUCUUCGACACUGAAGAUAGUAUCAGACACCUAUCCGCAAGCAUCCUCAUCGUAAUCUCCCUGCUCAUCCUCAUCCAAGCCCUCGGCCUCGCAUACCUCGCAUACUACAUCUACCAAGUACCCACAUGGACAGACAUGCUCGAUGCAAUGGCUGUAGCGCGUAUAGCGAAUAGUCUGGAUAAGGCGGAUAUUCCGGCGCUGGGGUUGGUGGAUAGACGCGACUUGGAGGGGUUGAGGGGGAUUAGUGCGUUGGUUGGUGUAGGCAGGGGAGCGAGGAAGGGGAGUCGUUCGGCUAGGUGGAUUAUUGUGGUAAGUGUGGUAGACGCUCGUGGCUGUUAG
This is a messenger RNA of Pyrenophora tritici-repentis Pt-1C-BFP, 573 nucleotides long. Lineage: Eukaryota; Fungi; Ascomycota; Dothideomycetes; Pleosporales; Pleosporaceae. The record is from RefSeq and is a predicted model, not a curated record.